AUCCUGUUUGCAUCCACAGCUGCACUAACAGGAAUCCCCAUAUGCAUGCGUCCCAUCCACAGUCCACAUUCCACGCUGAAGCUGCCAGAGGGGCGUGCACGUCGAGCGUCUGUCUUUUCACAGCAUCAGGGACACUGUUCGCCCACUGAGAGAGAUUCACCAUGGCCUCAGCACUGAAUUGCAAACCUUUCGUGUUGUGUUUUAUUUAUUUAUCGUUACUGUUUGCAAGCGUGUUUUGCGACGCCGAUGCAGAAGAUGAGCAUGCCAAGCACUCGUACACGGUGGAGAUGUUCAACGAGGCGGUGCCCACUGCACCCCACUUUGUCAUGUUUUACGCCCCAUGGUGUGGCCAUUGUCAGAGGUUACAGCCUGCAUGGAAUAAGCUGGCAGACAAAUACAACAGCAUGGACGAGCCCCCGGUGUAUGUGGUAAAAGUAGACUGCGUCAAGGAUACCAAGUUCUGCUCCAGUGUCCAUGGGGUUAGGGGUUACCCCACGUUGAAGUUGUUUAAGCCAGAACAGGAGGCAAUUAAAUACCAGGGGCCCAGAGAUCUACAGUCUCUGGAGACCUGGAUGUUGAAGACACUCCAGGAGGAGCCUUCGGAACCAGAGACUGAACUGGAGCCUCCUAAAGCCCCAGAGCCCAAACAGGGCAUGUAUGAAGUCACUGCUCUCAACUUUAAGACCCACAUAGCCAAAGGUGCGCACUUUGUUAAGUUCUUCGCUCCAUGGUGCGGUCACUGCAAAGCCAUGGCCCCAACCUGGGAGCAGCUGGCCACCACCUUUGAGCACUCUGAUGACGUCAAGAUCGGAAAGGUGGACUGCACGCAGCACUAUGAGGUGUGCUCUGAGAACGGCGUACGCGGAUAUCCCACACUGCUUUUCUUCUACAACGGACAGAAGACAGACCAGUACAAAGGAAAAAGAGACUUGGACUCUUUCAAAGACUUCGUGGACAACCAGCUGAAGGCCGCCGCCGUAGUCGAAGAGCAAGAACAAGAACCAAGCGAGGAAGAAAAAGCAAAUGAGAUCCCCACUGAUGAGCCGGCCAAAGAGGAGGAGGUAAAGUCCGGCGUGUUGACCCUAACAGAGAGCAACUUUGACGAGACCGUGGCCAAGGGCUUCACCUUCAUCAAAUUCUACGCUCCAUGGUGUGGCCACUGUAAGAACCUCGCUCCAACAUGGGAGGAUCUCUCCAAGAAGGAGUUUUCUGGCCUCACUGAUGUCAAGAUAGCCAAAGUGGACUGCACUGUGGAGCGCACACUCUGCAACAAGUACUCUGUCCGAGGUUACCCCACCUUGAUCAUCUUCAGGGCAGGGGUGCAGGGUGACGAGCAUCAUGGUGGGCGGGACCUGGAGAGCCUGUACAACUUCGUGAUGAGGCAGGCGAGAGACGAGCUGUAGAAACGGUCUGCACUCAACUCUCCACCACUCUGCUCGCCCACACUGCAUACCUGGCCAGUAGGACACCACUCUCUCUCCUACAGUGGCCAAACCUCCCUCUAUCUCUCUCUCUCUCUCUCUCCACUCGGGUUCUCUUCAGAAAGGAGUCAGCCCAUGACAGACCGAUGAAGUCUGUUCUCUCUCUCCAGUGUUCUAGGAGUGUUUUGGAUGUGAAUGUAUUCCUCAUUGCUGUUGCCCAACCUUAAAUCUUAAACUAUCAAAUUGGUUGGGUCUACAAAUGAAGUAAUAUGUUUGACAACCACUUUGCAAGCACUGCUCAGUCAAUCAAAACCAGAAUUCCUCGCACAAAUUAAAGCUGUUGUUGAUUAAAAGGGUAGCACUGAAGGACAGUCCCGGUUUCUGCCUGUUGGAAAAAUAGUUUCAAUUCACUUGUUUCUAAUGAACUAUGUAACCAUUUGACUUUUUUGUAAGUGCUAAAUUUUAUACAUGGGAUCUGUUGUUAAAUCACAAGCCAUUAAUGUUACGGUACUGUCAUUCAGAAGUUUUUAAAGGUUGUGUUGCCCAAAUGUGAAGUGGAGUGUUAAGUUGAGGGUACUUUCUAUCCAUGCCAGUGGCGGCCUAUCUGACUUAACUCUCAGGGAAACGCCCACGCAGGCUAGAAGAAGCUGUGAUGGAGGCAUCGUUGUUAGCACAGGAGUCUGAUAAUGGCACACGGGACCUGAUUAUUUCCUGUUAAUAAUGAUGAAUUAAUUAGGCUAAACAUCUCAGUUGUGCAUUUUCUGACUCCCUUGCUCUCAAUCAGCCAUCCCUCUCUGCUCCUCCUAGCAUUCAGGGUCUGGACCAUGUUGCCCCAUCACUGAACAUCUUUAGAGUUACUACUGCUUCAGUUUCAUUGCUUCCUGUUUGUUCAGAACCACCCAUCAGAUGCAGCACAUUCACUACAGCUUGGUGUGAAAGCUUUCUAUAAAACUGGCUCUUUAUCCUCAAACAUAGUACGAAACGUGUGAAUGUAUAGCUUUUGUGCUAUCUCUCAGGCCUGGAUCAUGUUCAGAGGAUUUGGGAACCUUUAAGUGGAGUAGGAGAGGACACCUGGAGCCAGUGUUGAGGGUAAAACAUGCAUGAAAUCGAGCUCUACUCUCUGGAGCUGUUCUCUGGAUCAUCUUUUGGAGGAAAGAUUAGGUUUUAUCAGAGCUUUUCUAAGCUUCCCUGCGUGGUUGGACGUGUUCGUCAUAAUACUUGUGAGAUUGGAACUAAGAUGAGCAUCACACCACUUCUCUGACUACUACAGUGGAAAACCAUGCUGUGAAGUGAACAUCUUUAGGCACCAGAAACCAUGGACCGAAUAGAUGGGUGUAGUUGUUACAUGGGUAGUGGGGUGAUGUGGUUGUAACUUGCAGCUACACCAGCUGCUGGUGUCUGAGUCUCAUUAACCAGUAACUGAUCGGGAAAAAGUAGCCUCAUUUACCAAAUAAACCAUCAUUUGUCUUUUUUUCAUUUCCAACUUUGAUGAUAAACACUGGUGACAAUUAUUCAGUCUUUGUUAGUCUGCUGUAUCACAAACCAUCAAAUCCACCAGUCACAGGCCAAGAAACCUUCACCUUUCACCGACCUUGUUCUAGUGGUAUUUGCAGUUUUGGUAAUAAAAGUUGGUCUUUUCAGCGCACUUUUCUGUGAGUCUACUCACCUGUCAGGCCAUGCUCCUAACACUGCAAAUGCUCUUUGACCCAGGUGAUGUGAAAAGUAUGUGCUGCAUGAUGCAGGGCACCGUUUAUUGUCAACCCAGGUACAAAAGCAGUCACAGACACAGCAGUUUUUUCUCAGUAAAAGUUUUUAUGGAUAGCACAUGGUCUAAGGAACUCCAGUGACAGAAGUAUUUUUUCCUUGUGAGUCAUGGGUUGUGACUACCCAUGGGUUUUGUACAAAAAAAGAGUGAAUAAUGGCAAGUUGUAACAUGAGAUUUCAUAAUAAAAUUUUUUUCAAAAA
Messenger RNA from Chelmon rostratus (copperband butterflyfish), 3386 nucleotides. It is a transcript of the gene txndc5, whose product is annotated as thioredoxin domain containing 5. Bases 162 to 1403 code for a protein of 413 amino acids. Gene Ontology annotation, cellular component: endoplasmic reticulum. The record is from RefSeq and is a predicted model, not a curated record. Gene Ontology annotation, molecular function: protein disulfide isomerase activity. The transcript has 10 exons. NCBI's taxonomy places the organism in Eukaryota, Metazoa, Chordata, Actinopteri, Chaetodontiformes, Chaetodontidae. Gene Ontology annotation, biological process: protein folding.